Messenger RNA from Python bivittatus (Burmese python), 4107 nucleotides. NCBI's taxonomy places the organism in Eukaryota, Metazoa, Chordata, Lepidosauria, Squamata, Pythonidae. The record is from RefSeq and is a predicted model, not a curated record.
UCUCUGCUCAUCUCCCCCAAUGGGGAACUUGGGGCAGCUCACAAAGUAUACAAUUCUAAUACAUCUUAACAGUGACUAACAAUUCUUACAAUUACAAAUCUACCAUGAUAUAUAUUACACUAUGAAUAAAGGGACAUUUUGUCAUGUUUGGUGGACAUGUAAAAAAGCCAAAGAAUUUUAUACACAGAUAAAUAUACAAAUUCAGAACAUGUUAAAGACUAAUGUACAAUUGAAACCAGGGGCUUUUCUUUUGGGAUUAAUUAAUUGGACAGACAGUAAGAAAAAAGCCAUGGGAAGCCAAACCAAAAGGAAGGGGAGAUCAAUCCCACCCCUCCCAAAAGCUAAAGGUCCCUAAACCUUUAACAUACAGGAGGAAGAGAUAGAACAGGCUUUAGUACAUCCACAAAGAAGGAAAGGCCACACCUAUCAAGAGAAGAGAAAACAUAAAGAAGGAACUCCUGAUCAGAAUGAAAAGAGGAAACAAAAAGAGGCAACGAAGCAUUUCACAAAAAUGGCAGGCAUAUACCAGAAAUAACAGCCAUGUACAGAGCAGAAUCCCCGAGUUCUUUCACUUUGACUUGGGUUGGGGAAGUACAGGUGGAGAGGCAAAAGGUAAGGCAAGUGAGCUAAGACGGUUAAGGUCAUCAGAAAGUGGAUCUCAAACCAGGUGGUUCUUUCAGGUGCAGGAGCUGUUCGUGGGGGAUAUCCCAGCAGAGCUCCAGGGAAGAGAUCGAUCCACUCCGUCUCAAGAGCUGCUUUUCAGGAGGAUCCAACUCAGGCCACCUCACCAGGUGAAUGGCUCUGUUCCCUUUGAGGAGAUGGCUGUAGACUUCACAGAAGAGGAGUGGGCGCUGCUGGAUUCUGGCCAGAAGGCCUUGUGCAGGGAAGUCAUGCUGGAGGUUUCUAGGACUAUGGCCACUCUGGGUGAUGGUCCAGAGAAUGACAAUGACAAUCAGGUGAGGUUAAUGCCACUGCAAAGAGUGAAGCAUGAAUUCGAAGAAGUGCUGUUUGCCCAUCAAGGGGAUCCAAAAAGGCAAAAGGAAAGCCAAUCAGAAGACGGAGGGGAGAAGUCCUCCACUUCAUUCCCUGUUGAAAUCCAUGGCUCCCUGACCCAGCAAGAUCAGAAAGGGAAAAGAAGGGGAAAAUACGGCAAAAGAGAGAAAAAUGAAUGUGAUUUACAUGAAUAUGGCAGAAGCCAGACUAAAGGAAAACAGUAUGAUUCCAGACAGUAUGGAAAAAAUGUCAAUCAUUCCUUCUCUCUUAAUUUACCCAAGAAACUGUAUAGGAAACACAAACAAUAUACCUUUGUAAAAUUUGGGAGGGGGUUCAGUCUGACCAGUGUGAUGAAACUAUGUAUGAAGUGUGGAAAGAGCUUCAGUAGCAAGAGUAAUCUUAAUCACCAUCAGAAGAUCCACACAGGUGAGAAACCAUAUAGUUGCAUGCAGUGUGGAAAAAGCUUUAUUGACAGCAGAGACCUUAUUCGCCACAAAAGGAUCCACACAGGGGAGAGACCAUAUAAAUGCCUAGAAUGUGGAAAGAGCUUUAUUGACAGCAGAGAUCUUACUAGUCACCAAAGGAUCCACACAGGAGAGAGACCAUAUAAAUGCACAGUGUGUGGAAAGAGCUUUACUCAGAAAGGACAACUUAAUUCUCAUGAAAGGAUCCAUGCUGGGGAGAGACCAUAUAAAUGCAUGGAGUGUGGAAAUGGGUUUACUCAGAAAGGACAUCUUAAACGUCAUGAAAGAAUCCACACAGGGGAGAAACCAUAUAAAUGCAGAGAUUGUGGAAAGAGCUUUGCUGAAGAAGGACCACUUAAUUCUCAUAAAAGGAUACAUACAGGUGAGAAACCAUAUAAUUGUAUAGAGUGUGGAAAGAACUUUACUCGGAAAGAACAUCUUACUUACCAUGCAAGGAUCCACACCGGGGAGAAACCUUAUAAAUGCACAGUGUGUGGAAAGAGCUUCAGUUUCAAGAGUAAUCAUAAUCGCCAUCAGAGAAUCCACACAGGGGAGAAAACACAUAGUUGCAGGGAGUGUGGAAAGAGAUUCACUGAGAACAGAGACCUUACUUCCCAUCAAAGACUCCACACAGGGGAGAGACCAUAUAAAUGCCUUGCAUGUGGGAAGAGCUUUACUCAUAAAGGCACACUUAAUUGUCAUGAAAGGAUCCACACUGGGGAGAAACCUUAUAAAUGCAAAGAGUGUGGAAAGGGCUUCAUUAGAAAUUGUGAUCUGACUUGCCAUCAGAGGAUCCACACAGGGGAGAAACCAUAUAGUUGUAGUGAGUGUGGAAAGAGAUUUAUUGAGAAGAGAAACCUUACUUCACAUGAAAGGAUUCACACAGGGGAGAGACCAUAUAAAUGUACAGAGUGUGGAAAGAGCUUUAUUGACAGCACAGACCUUACUUGUCACCAAAGAAUCCACACAGGGGAUAAACCAUAUAAAUGCCUGGAGUGUGGAAAGAGUUUUACUCAGAAAGGACAACUUAAUUCUCAUAAAAGGAUCCACACAGGGGAGAAACCGUACAAAUGCACAGAGUGUGGAAAGAGCUUUAUUGACAGCACAGACCUUACUUGUCACCAAAGAAUCCACACAGGGGAUAAACCAUAUAAAUGCCUGGAGUGUGGAAAGAGUUUUACUCAGAAAGGACAACUUAAUUCUCAUAAAAGGAUCCACACAGGGGAGAAACCGUACAAAUGCACAGAGUGUGGAAAGGGCUUCAGUGCAAACCGUAAUCUGACUCACCAUCAGAGGAUCCACACAGGAGAGAGACCAUAUAAAUGCACAGAGUGUGGAAAGAGCUUUAUAGACAGCAGGGACCUUACUUGCCAUCAAUGGAUCCACACAGGUGAUAAACCAUAUAAAUGCCUGGAGUGUGGAAAGAGUUUUACUCAGAAAGGACAACUUAAUUCUCAUAAAAGGAUCCACACAGGGGAGAAACCGUACGAAUGCGCAGAGUGUGGAAAGGGCUUCCGCCCAAACUGUAAUCUUACUCGCCAUCAGAGGAUCCACACAGGGGAGAGGCCAUAUAAAUGCAUGGAGUGUGGAAAGAGCUUUAUAGACAGCAGGGACCUUACUUGCCAUCAAUGGAUCCACACAGGUGAUAAACCAUAUAAAUGCCUGGAGUGUGGAAAGAGUUUUACUCAGAAAGGACAACUUAAUUCUCAUAAAAGGAUCCACACAGGGGAGAAACCGUACAAAUGCGCAGAGUGUGGAAAGGGCUUCAGCACAAACUGUAAUCUGACUCGCCAUCAGAGGAUCCACACAGGGGAGAGGCCGUAUAAAUGCAUGGAGUGUGGAAAGAGCUUUAUUGACGGUAGAGACCUUACUUGCCACCAAAGGAUCCAUACAGGUGAUAAACCGUAUAAAUGUCUAGAGUGUGGAAAGAGCUUUACCCAGAAAGGACAACUUAAUUCUCAUAAAAGGAUCCACACAGGGGAGAGACCAUAUAAAUGCCUGGAGUGUGGAAAGAGCUUUUUUGACAAGAGAGGCGUUACUCGCCACCAAAGAAUCCACACAGGGGAGAGUCCAUAUAAAUGUAUUGAGUGUGAAGAAAGCUUUAAUGACUACAGCACCUUUACUCAUCAUAUAGGGAUCCACAAAGGAGAAAAAUAUAAAUGCAUGGAAUGUGGAACAAGCUUCAGUGAGAAUAGUGCGCUUAGUUGUCAUAAAAGGAUGCACGCGGGAGAAAACCUAUAAAUCCAUGGAACGAGCUUCAUUCCAAACAGUCAACUUAUUCAUGAUCCAAGGAUCCACACACACGGGAAAGCUUAUCAUUGCAUGGAAGAAAGCUAGAAUCUUAUUCAGCAUCCAAGCAUCUACGCAGGAGAAAAGCUAUAAAUGUUUGAAUGUGGAAAGAGCUGAAGGCGGAUCAGUGACUUUACUUGUCAUAGGAUGACCCAUACAAGAGAGUUACCAUAGAAACCUACGGGUGAGUCAGUGGAAGUGCACCGCUGUCGAACUCCUCUUAUACUUUCUGCAUGUAUCCCGGAUACUGGGAACAUACCAUCUCAUUAGGCUUGAUUGCUGGGUCAGACAGAAACUUUAUUUUGGUCAUUAACCAAUAAAAAUACAUUCUACAAAACAAAAAAAGCAAAAUUAUCCCCUA